GAACAUCGACUGUUUUUGAUAUGUAUACCCAUGUGUUCGAGUCUGCACAUCAUCUUAGAAUGUGUUUGUUGUUGAAAACUUUGAAUGGAACAUCGACUGUUUUUGAUAUGUAUACCCAUGUGUUCGAGUCUGCACAUCAUCUUAGAAUGUGUUUGUUGUUGAAAACUUUGAAUGGAACAUCGACUGUUUUUGAUAUGUAUACCCAUGUGUUCGAGUCUGCACAUCAUCUUAGAAUGUGUUUGUUGUUGAAAACUUUGAAUGGAACAUCGACUGUUUUUGAUAUGUAUACCCAUGUGUUCGAGUCUGCACAUCAUCUUAGAAUGUGUUUGUUGUUGAAAACUUUGAAUGGAACAUCGACUGUUUUUGAUAUGUAUACCCAUGUGUUCGAGUCUGCACAUCAUCUUAGAAUGUGUUUGUUGUUGAAAACUUUGAAUGGAACAUCGACUGUUUUUGAUAUGUAUACCCAUGUGUUCGAGUCUGCACAUCAUCUUAGAAUGUGUUUGUUGUUGAAAACUUUGAAUGGAACAUCGACUGUUUUUGAUAUGUAUACCCAUGUGUUCGAGUCUGCACAUCAUCUUAGAAUGUGUUUGUUGUUGAAAACUUUGAAUGGAACAUCGACUGUUUUUGAUAUGUAUACCCAUGUGUUCGAGUCUGCACAUCAUCUUAGAAUGUGUUUGUUGUUGAAAACUUUGAAUGGAACAUCGACUGUUUUUGAUAUGUAUACCCAUGUGUUCGAGUCUGCACAUCAUCUUAGAAUGUGUUUGUUGUUGAAAACUUUGAAUGGAACAUCGACUGUUUUUGAUAUGUAUACCCAUGUGUUCGAGUCUGCACAUCAUCUUAGAAUGUGUUUGUUGUUGAAAACUUUGAAUGGAACAUCGACUGUUUUUGAUAUGUAUACCCAUGUGUUCGAGUCUGCACAUCAUCUUAGAAUGUGUUUGUUGUUGAAAACUUUGAAUGGAACAUCGACUGUUUUUGAUAUGUAUACCCAUGUGUUCGAGUCUGCACAUCAUCUUAGAAUGUGUUUGUUGUUGAAAACUUUGAAUGGAACAUCGACUGUUUUUGAUAUGUAUACCCAUGUGUUCGAGUCUGCACAUCAUCUUAGAAUGUGUUUGUUGUUGAAAACUUUGAAUGGAACAUCGACUGUUUUUGAUAUGUAUACCCAUGUGUUCGAGUCUGCACAUCAUCUUAGAAUGUGUUUGUUGUUGAAAACUUUGAAUGGAACAUCGACUGUUUUUGAUAUGUAUACCCAUGUGUUCGAGUCUGCACAUCAUCUUAGAAUGUGUUUGUUGUUGAAAACUUUGAAUGGAACAUCGACUGUUUUUGAUAUGUAUACCCAUGUGUUCGAGUCUGCACAUCAUCUUAGAAUGUGUUUGUUGUUGAAAACUUUGAAUGGAACAUCGACUGUUUCUGCAUUUUACGUCAGCGAUAACAUGAUUCGAUAGUUUCCGUAUAUUACGGGCGUUUCCGGAAACAACUGUUACAACAAUACGAUGACGUUUCAAUGUGAUUAUAGACGUCAAAGUCGCUACACGUUCAUUCUUCUGUAUUUAGCUUAAAUUCAGAAAUAUGUUAACGAUGUUGCAAUUUCACGUCUAUGAGCAUAUUUAACGUGUACAAGAAAACAUUAAAAUACUUGGGAAUGCAUAAAUAGCACAUACAAAUGGCGAAGCUGUCAGGAUGGUUAGCUGUUAUUUUAAUCAUGUUCUACAGAGUGGAUAUCACCAACUCAGAUGAUGACAGUGACAAACGACACCCCAGCAAAAAAGACAAGAUGGAAUACUGAUAUAUUAAUAUAUCUAAGGAAAAGAAUACAAAAAACAAAUUGGAAAUGAAACAUGAGGAACUGGAAAAAAACAGAAAAAAUUAAUACUAAAUUUUAUUUAGAAAUUCAGGAACGUUUCCAAAAAAUGGAACUAGAGAAGCAGCAGUCGACGCUGAUGAUGGAACUCAUAAAACAAUUGAACAAGAAAAAGAGUCAAUAUCUUAUUGCAUCUUAAUUACAAGACAUGGAUAAAGUUACGCUUGCCAAACGUUGAAAUUAUUUUGAUCUGGUAUAUAUUAUUAUAAAUAAUUUCAGUUACUUUUUAACAUAUUUAAAGUUCAAGAUAUUGUUCAAUUGUUGGUGGGCUCACUCCAGAGAAUGUAGUUUCACUGCCAUACAAGCAAGUCUGGCAAUUAGUUAAAGGGACAUUUCAGAGUUUGCUGCA
Messenger RNA from Gigantopelta aegis, 2207 nucleotides. RefSeq lists its product as uncharacterized. The record is from RefSeq and is a predicted model, not a curated record. The transcript has 2 exons. Bases 21 to 1442 code for a protein of 473 amino acids. Lineage: Eukaryota; Metazoa; Mollusca; Gastropoda; Neomphalida; Peltospiridae.